This is a messenger RNA of Mya arenaria, 2266 nucleotides long. RefSeq names its product mediator of RNA polymerase II transcription subunit 30-like. The coding region runs from base 75 to 734 and encodes 219 amino acids. The transcript has 7 exons. Gene Ontology annotation, molecular function: transcription coregulator activity. The record is from RefSeq and is a predicted model, not a curated record. Gene Ontology annotation, biological process: positive regulation of DNA-templated transcription. Lineage: Eukaryota; Metazoa; Mollusca; Bivalvia; Myida; Myidae. Gene Ontology annotation, cellular component: mediator complex.
GCAACACCCAUAUCGAAACACAAUAAACACAAAGAACAAACUAACUGAAAAAGGUGACAUAUUUACGCAUAAAAAUGGCAGGCCCUGGUCAGCAUUACCCGAUGUCCGUGCCUGCUUCGCUGCCUUCCGAAAUGAUAGCUGGAAGCCAAAUUGGCUCACAGGGCCAAAUGUUUUCAUCGCAACAAGGUCCUGGGUCUCACGAAAGUGGGCUUCCACAUCAACAGUCAUUUCCCGGAGCCUCUGGAUCUUCCCAGCCACCACAGCCACCGAUGAUGUCGCCAACCAAGCAAGUGAACCCGGUUUCUCUGUGUAAGAUGGGCCAGGAGUCUAACCAGGAGCUUGUUACUAAACUGCUGGACGUCUUCAGACUCUUCAAAUCAAUGCAGUUGCCAAAUGGAACGAACAAUGCACAAUAUCACGAAAGAAGGACAAAAAUUGAUGAUAAUUUAAGGGCACUUCAGAUGACCUUCAAGAAGCUGAGAUUUAUCUAUGACAAGACCAACCAAAUGGUUCCCGACCCAGAUGAAAACCCAGAAGAGGUUCUGGUGCCGUUAAAAGGAGACCCAUUAGUUGAGAAGAACACCAACACAGACGCCUUCAAAUUAGCUUCCGAUGAACAUGGACAACUGAUCGAGCAAAUCCAGUUGAAGAACCAUGAGAUGAAAGAAGUAAUAGACAAGAUACGCACAAUCAUCUGGGAAAUAAACACCAUGAUAGUCAUGAGGAAAACGUGAUAGCGUUUAGGGCUUAAUAACUUGUUCUGUGAGUUUAACACUAUGAUAAUGUCAUGAGGAUAACGUGAUAUAUUGUGCUGUAAAGAAAGACCGAAUACGCACCAUCUUGGAGAUAAACAAAAGCAUGAUAUGACAUUCUCAAUUGCUUUGAAGAACAUGAUAAUAAUUAUCCUCAUCACUCCAACCUCAAUUUUCAACUGCAGGCAGUGCUUAUAUCUGUGUUGUGACACUCACAGAAUUCAUUCCAUUAGACAACACAAGUAUCAAGGGAAAGGCUGCUAAAACCUUCGUUAACGAUCUUUUAUGUAACUGACAUUGAUGAAAUUUUGUGUUCCUUGCAACCUGUAUUCAGGGACAUUUACAACUUAGCUUAGUAUCAAGGUUAAUUUAACUUGUGUUUCGAAAAGUUUGUUUUAACUUCUUACACUAAAUCUCAGAAACAAUUUGCUUGCAGAAAUAAAUGAGAUUUUGUCAGUUAAUUACUCUUUGGUACAAGAUGAAGCGCUGAGUGUACCUGGGAGACCCAAUGAUGUGUGUUUAUAAAUAUGUUUAUCUGAGGGAAAAGAGUUACACAAUUCAUCCAGAAGGAUUAAACAGUGUCUAGCUGAAAGAUGACACGCACACAGCUGUGUGGAUCAACUAUAUAUUGUAUUAAACUUGUUUGUUCUUGAACAAUCAAACUAUUUUACUUUUUCUCAGUUUUAAUAUAUUCACAAAGACUUUGUUGAACGUUUGUUUUACAGUUGAAGAUGAUAAUAAUAUGAUUAGCCAUAUUUGUUUGUCUGUAUUACUGGAUUGAAGGUCUGGCACCAAUUUCUUGAUCUCGAGCCCCUUAUAACAGAAUUAAGCUAUUAGCUCACUAUUUUUGUUUUUCAAUAAUUUGCAUACUCUUUACUGCUUUUAGAGUUUUGUUAUACUUAAUAAAGCAAUUAUUUUUAUGAUAAUCACAAUAAACUAUUUUUCAUUAAUCAAAUUCAAUUUAGGUAUGUAUUUUGGCUAUUAAAUUGAAAUAAGCUACUUCAGCCUGUUAAAGAUGCACUCUUACUCCCAAAUAAGAUUUGCCAAUAUUAAUACAAUUGUUUUAAUAUACUAAAAAGGAUGAAUACCUGUCGGAAACAAUGGUUGUUUUAAAGGAAUAUUUGAAAGGGAGACGAUAGUAGAUCACAGUAAAUCUUUUAGCACUCACCAAUCAUUUAAUAUUUUUGCGUUUUCAGCUAUUAAUUACACGGUUACAAUCUUCUUAUCAGUAAUUAAUAUUUUCUUUAAAUGCAUUAUUUAGUAAGUAGUUGAAGGUUUAUCAGUCAAAUUUAAUGUUUGUUAUACAUGUGUAUGUAUUGAUCUUGAAUAUGAGUGUCACUUUAAGCUUAAGAAGUUUCGAGAAAUAAGGGCCUGAUCAACAGAUACUUACGAUUGUUAAAGAUUUGUAUUUAUGACAAUUUAAUAAUUACAGAUAUUGUGCAAGAUUAAAAUCUUUAUAUCGAACAAGUAUGACUGUAUUUUAGUCUGUAGAAUAACAUUAAAAUUGAAAACUG